UUCUCCCACUCACAAUUCUCUCUCAACAGCCACAAUUCCUCUCUCUCUCUCUCUCUCUCUCUAGGCAUGGGUUUGGGGAAGAAGAUGGGUUGGGCGCUGCUGUGGAUCUGCGCAAUGGGGCUGUUUACACUGUCGGCGGCGGCCACGGUCCACAAAGUCGGCGACUCUACUGGCUGGACCACUCUCGUCCCCUACGAUUAUGCUAAGUGGGCUUCUUCCAACAAAUUCCAUGUCGGCGACUCCCUCUUGUUCAACUACAACAACAAGUUCCACAAUGUCUUGCAAGUGGACCAAGAGCAGUUUAAGUCCUGCAACUCAUCUUCUCCGGCGGCGUCGUACACCUCCGGCGCAGACUCCAUCCCUUUGAAGAGGCCUGGAACGUUCUACUUCCUGUGUGGCAUCCCGGGGCACUGUCAAUUGGGUCAGAAGGUGGAAAUCAAGGUCGACCCAGGUUCAUCCUCCGCGCUGCUAGCUCCGUCGUCAGCCCCAAGUCAAAGCCCACUACCCAAUGGGCCUGCACCACUGGGCACACCCUCGGCUCUUGCUCCGCCGCCAAGCGCUGCCUCCACUGUCUCUUACUACUCGCUGCUCUGCCUCCCUCUGGCUGCUUAUGUCGUUGCCUUCUACUCUCUGUGUGUUUGAAUUUCAAUGUUUUAGACUCUCCACUACUACUUCUACUCUGAAUGUUGGACUCACCUCUAAUGUUGUUGUUUCUUGUUUGUAGUAUCAUAUGAGAAUGCCCUUUAUCUUCUUUGCA
Messenger RNA from Cucurbita pepo subsp. pepo (vegetable marrow), 757 nucleotides. RefSeq names its product mavicyanin. Gene Ontology annotation, molecular function: electron transfer activity. The record is from RefSeq and is a predicted model, not a curated record. Gene Ontology annotation, cellular component: plasma membrane. NCBI's taxonomy places the organism in Eukaryota, Viridiplantae, Streptophyta, Magnoliopsida, Cucurbitales, Cucurbitaceae.